CGUUAUAUAUAUAUAUAUAACGCGAAUUCUACAAAGAAAAAAAAAACCAAGUCAUUCAAUAUUUUAAUGUUUUACGCGUAUUUGUUCAUAAACAUAUAUCCAUUUAAGCAACAACAGUAACGGCAAUUAAAACCGCAUUGAAAAAGAUCUGUAGAGAAACACAACAAAGCAGCUGCUGUUCACUUUGUGUUUUGCACAUUACGUAGUGUUGUGUGACCCCGAACGAGACAAGUGGACUAUUUUUUAUAUUUAUAUUGUUUUGUUUUCUUCUCCUUAAACAACAACAACAACAACAACAACAACAAAAAUUAUUGAUCGUUAAUAAGUUAAAGCAGGCGCUAAAAAUUUGUGUUUUAUAUCAAUAAACACUCACUCUCGAGUAGAGAGAAGAAUAUAUCAAAACAUUUAAAAAAAAAACAAAAAAACAAAAAAAACAAAGAAUAAUAAUAAAAGAAAAAGUUGAAAGAACAGCAAGAAGAUGACUACAGAGUCAGGAGCGACAGAGGCACCCAGAUCUUUAGAUUCCACUUUCGAAUCGAUCGUUAUAGACAUUCCAACAACAGCAACAUUCUCAUCGGCAUCAUCAUCGUCAUAUGAUACUGAUAGCAGUGUGAACAGCGCCACCUGUUGUACCAGGCACAGUGAACACAUUUACAUGGAGAAGCCCACCGGUAACUCUCAUACUACCAACACCCUAGCGAUUGGAGUAUCCACAGGCUCCACACAUAAAGCUAACGAUAUUGAAGCGGUUUACUUUAAAGCUGAUCAUACCAAAAGUUGGCCAAUAUUUAUUUUGCUGAUUUCAUUAAUCGAGAUCGCAGUUUUUAUUUACGAUGUGGUCACCGUUCAGAAGGAGUCAAUCGCUUCCGUUUCACAUAGCUCUUCUUCCUCUGCACGUGGAUUGGUAAAACCGCAAGAUUUACCGAUGGCCAUACCAACAGACUCGGUAUUUAUUUAUAGACCGGAUCGUCGUUUGGAAGUGUGGCGUUUUAUAUCGUAUAUGUUUCUUCAUGCCAAUUGGUUCCAUUUGGGCUUCAAUGUUGUCAUUCAGUUAUUUUACGGCAUCCCACUGGAGGUUAUGCAUGGUUCAGCUCGCAUAGCAAUCAUUUAUUUUGCUGGCGUCUUUGCCGGUUCAUUGGGUACUAGUGUGGUAGAUUCGGAAGUCUAUUUAGUGGGAGCAAGCGGCGGAGUUUACGCUUUAUUGGCUGCCCAUUUGGCUAAUAUAACAUUGAAUUACGGCCAAAUGAAAUAUGCAGUAGCUCAGCUCGUUUCUGUGGUGAUAUUUGUACUUUGCGAUCUGGGAUAUGCGUUCUAUACACAAUAUCUGGCCGCUGACGAGCUAAAUGAAGCUCCUCCCGUCUCUUACAUAGCUCAUCUUACUGGAGCUUUAGCCGGCCUUACCAUUGGCUUGUUGGUGCUUAAAAGUUUUGAGCGUCGUCCCUAUGAUAAUCUCAUUUGGUGGUUGGCCUUAAGCAUCUAUUGCGCUUUCACUGUCUUUGCGAUUGUUUUCAAUCUUAUCAACACGGUGACGGCACAACUUAUGGAGGAACAGGGUGAAGUUAUUACACAGCAUUUGCUACACGAUCUGGGCGUGUCGUAAAUCAUCAAAUAUAUGUACGUACUAUAUAUAUAUAUGUGUAUAUAUACAUAUACAUAUAUACAUAUAUAUGUAUAAAUAUAUUUAAUAAAAGCCCUAAAAGAAGAAAGGCAGUUAGUUACCAGCCAAGCGCGUACGUAAAAUUUUUCCUAAAUAAAUUAUUGAAAAAUAAAUAUUUAAACGAACCCAAAUUGUGUAAACAAAUGUUGUGAUAAUACUACCAAAGACUGAAUUUAUUUCACAAAAAAAAAAAAAAAAAAAAAAAAAAAAAAA
Molecule: messenger RNA, 1870 nt
Organism: Glossina fuscipes
Lineage: Eukaryota; Metazoa; Arthropoda; Insecta; Diptera; Glossinidae
Product: protein rhomboid-like
Exons: 4
Coding region: 479-1600 (373 amino acids)
Cellular component (GO): membrane
Molecular function (GO): serine-type endopeptidase activity
Source: RefSeq, a predicted model, not a curated record